Messenger RNA from Osmia lignaria (orchard mason bee), 2518 nucleotides. RefSeq names its product ketohexokinase. Gene Ontology annotation, biological process: fructose metabolic process. The record is from RefSeq and is a predicted model, not a curated record. Gene Ontology annotation, molecular function: ketohexokinase activity. NCBI's taxonomy places the organism in Eukaryota, Metazoa, Arthropoda, Insecta, Hymenoptera, Megachilidae.
CAAAGGUCAAGUAGAUUGAAUUGAUACACGUGUAAGCCGCAUAAUCUAAUCUAAUAGAUAUUAAAAGGAAGUGUAUAUAAACAAAACGACAACACAAAAUUGAUUCUCGAAGUAUAAAAUUUCUUUGCGCAUAUAUUAUUCGAUUAAACUUCUGUCGUCUGUCGAAGAGAAACUUAAUGUGACUUGUGUUUUCCAAUCAGUAAGUGAUAUGAUUUCAAGUUUUUAUGAAAGAAUUGUGGGUACGUGUUCUACAACAGAACCGAUCCAGCCAAAAAUACUUUGCGUCGGGUUAACCUGUAUAGAUAUGAUACAAACCUGCUGGCAAUAUCCCGCGGAAGAUUCUGAACAAGGAUCUCUAGACUAUAGAUGGCAAAGAGGAGGCAACACGUCAAAUAGUUGCACGGUACUUUCUCAGUUAGGAAGUGUAUGUGAAUUUUUUGGUAACCUAAGCGCAGAAGAACAUUUAAGUUUCUUGCAAAAUGAUAUGAGAAAACAUAACAUUGACUUUUCUCAUUGUCCUAUAGUAGAAAAUAAUGGAUGUCCAACAUCUAUUGUCAUUUUGAGUUUAAGUUCUGGUUCUCGUACAAUUCUACAUCAUAAUCAAAAUCUACCAGAAUUAACAUUAAAAAAUUUUGAGCAGUUGCAUUUAGAAGAUUAUAACUGGAUUCAUUUUGAAGGCAGAAAUUUGAACGAGGUUUUAUCUAUGAUGCAAUGCGUCGAGAACUAUAAUAACAUGUUAAAUUAUAGUCAAGACUCUAAUAAUAAGGAAGCAGGCAUAAGUCAGAUACCAAUUACAAUUAGCGUAGAAUUAGAAUGUCCGAAACAAGAACUUUUAGAUUUAUUACCUUAUGUUGACGUAGCAUUUAUAUCAAAGGAUUUUGCUCGAAGUAGAGGAUACGAUAAUAUGAGUGAAACAUUGAAAAACAUAAGCGAGGAUGCCAAGUCUGGAGCAACCCUCAUUUGUGCUUGGGGUGAUCGGGGUGCUAUGGCAAGAACUCCGGAUAAUAUUAUAGUACAAUCUCCUGCAUUUCCACCACAAAAGGUUGUGGAUACUUUGGGUGCCGGUGACACUUUCAAUGCAGCGGUGCUGCAUUUUCUAAAUAAUGCAAAAUUAGAGUUCUUUAAGACAAAGACAUUAGAAGUAGACGAAGCGAAUAGUACCUUCCAAAAAAAUGUUACAAAGAAUUAUAACAUUGAAAGUUUAGAAUAUAGCCAUGCAGAAUUUAUCACCCCAAACGUGUUGCAGUCAGCUAUAACAUUUGCCUGCCAAGUAGCUGGAGCCAAAGUUGGUAUAAGAGGUUACGAUAAGUUAGAUGAAAUUUUCAAGGAUACAUUAAGAAAGUAGUUAAAAUGUAACAUUAAAUUAGGCUAUAUAUAAAUAUUUCAUAACAUCAGAUUGUGAUUGGAGGAAGGGGAUGUUGACAGGAAUUUUCCGAGAUUUUUUAGAAAAUUAUAUCCACAAUGACUUUACACAUGUUUACAGUGUAAACUGAAUUACAGUAAUUAAUUUUAUUUUUGCAUCAAUGUUGUUUGUAUGCUUAUUGAUUGGAAUAAAAUUCAACUUUAACAAGGAACAGAAUGCAUAAAGAUAACAUAAACUCAUUUGUAUAUUCAUUUAUUAUCAUAUUAAAAGAUGUAUAAACAAUACGAAUCGUUACAUAUACAUCAAGAUAUAUCCUAAAUUAUACUUUAAUCAUUAUACAACCGUCUUCCUUACAAAGUAUCAACGUGAACAAAAAGAGAUAGAUUACAUGUGAUAACAAUGGUAGAAACUAUGUAAUUGUGUUAAACAUCUUUUUUUUUUCACAUACUGUAAAAUUAUCUACAAGUUUAUAAAAAAAUAAUUACUUAUAAUAAUUAUACAAGGGUACUAGAAAACAGAUACCAUAAGUAAGCGACACGUGGUAAAUAAGAGAUUAUUUUUUUUUGAUAGUUUAUAAAUAUCGUUGUGAAUGGUAUUUGAUCUUGUUGAUAUCGUUGUGAAGCAAAUGUAUUUUUUGUUAAACGUGUCCUUACACAGUGCUUAUAUAAUUACACAAUACACUUCUUUAUACGGUAUGUAGGAAUAUUAAAUAUUCGCUAACUUUCUGCUUCGAGGCCGGCGUCAAAGAAGUCUAACGUAGAGCGUAAACUCCCGUCGGGAGUACAUCUGUAAUAUAAAGGAAAAGUGUUAACGAACGAUAAAGAAUGUUUUAGAUUGUUUUGAUAAAGAUUGUUUACCUGAGAAAGGCGUUAACGUAUAGCCAACAGGAGGGGAUAGAUAAUUCUGUGUAAUUUCGCCUCUGUGCUUUAACUAUUUCAGCAGCUGCUUGUUCCGGCGAAACGAGCGACAUGAUGCUUGGAAAUCUAAUAAAAGAAAUAUAUCGUUUUAUUAAUUACAUUUCAUUAGUCAUUAAAUUAUUAUCUCUUCUCUGUACAAUAUGUUUCUACCUUUGAGCCAGUAAUCAAGUCUGCAUGCAAACAGUAUAUUAUAAAUGUGCGUGUAUAUUAAUUAUGUUUGUUACAUUUGUUCUUUUAA